CAAGAACUGCCCCUCCUUGCACUUGACAUUGCGCUCCACUCGACAGCGCUCAACGCCAAGACUUCUCUCGGCGCUCAUCUGGCCCAAUUCGUACACCCCCAGCUCUCGGCGUGCUGCGGAUAAGCAAGCAAGUCGCAUUCCGCACCGCGGGCGCCUCGUACCAUUCCAACCGCAGCCUCACCGACACCAACAACCAACACACGACCACUCGGUAUAGAUAUCCUCACGCACCCGCCGCUCGGUGGUUCCCAUACACACCUGCACCGCUCGCCCCGCGCGCCAAGCCCGCUCACGGCCUUCUGUUGUGCACAAGCCGCCGCGCCGUCUCCAGCCUCCCGGGCAUGCCCCAUCCGCAACCACUCCUCUCAAACUCGCUCCAUCGUCCCGUACCCUAACCUACUCUAAGCAACUCGAUGGCUGGCGGUAAUGGCGCCGGCGGCUUCAAGCCCUUUGACGUCGACCCCGCGCAUCUCGCGUACACGAUCCUCGGCGCCUUCACCGUCCUCUUCGGUCUUUUCUCGCUCUUCAUUAAGGAAAGGCUCUACCUCGGCGAGGCACCCAUUGCCACCAUCGUAGGCAUCGCCCUCGGCCGUUAUGCAGGCAAGAUCUUCGACCCCAUCAGCUGGGGCGGCAAGGAGAGUGUCAUCGACGAGAUCACACUCGAAGUUACGCGUGUGGUCAUUGCGCUCGGCGUGUUCUCGGUCGGCGUCGAACUGCCCAAAGCCUAUGUCAAGAAGCAUUGGCGCACCCUCUUUUUCCUCCUCGGGCCAUGUAUGGUCUGGGGAUGGCUCGUCUCGGGCCUGUUCAUCUGGGGCCUGGUCCCAAAACUGACAUACAAGUCGGCUCUUGUUAUCAGCGCGUGCUUGUCCCCCACAGACCCCAUCCUGGCGCAGGCCGUGGUGGGCGGCACCUUUGCCGAGAAACAUGUCCCGGCGCACAUCCGCCACAUGCUCUCGGCAGAGUCGGGCGCCAACGACGGCGCAGCGUUCCCGUUCCUGUACAUUGCGCUCUACCUCACGCUCGAUGCGAGCCCAGGGCACGCCGUCGCCGAAUGGUUCUACAUGACGUGGCUGUACGAAGUCGCGUUGGGGACCUUGAUCGGCGCGUUGCUCGGCUUUAGCGCACGAAAGAUCAUGCAGUUCUCGGAGCGCAAGAAGCUCAUUGACCGUCAGUCGUAUGUCGCGCAGUACGUCUCGCUCUCCAUGCUGUCGAUUGGCAUCUGCACGCUGUUAGGCUCGGAUGACUUGCUCGCUGCGUUUGCGUGCGGGUGCGCCUUCGCCUGGGAUGGUCACUUCAACAAGGCCACAGAAGACGCAGUGUUCUCCAACGUCGUCGACCUGCUUUUCAACUGUGCAGCGUUCAUCUACAUCGGCGCAAUCAUCCCCUUCGAGGACUUUAACCACUUUGGCCUCACGCCCUGGCGCCUUGUGGUCAUCACUCUCCUUAUCCUCCUCUUCCGACGCCUCCCCGUCAUCCUCGCGCUGUACAAGUGGAUCCCCGAUAUCAAGACGUUCCGCGAGGCGCUCUUCAGCGGGUGGUUCGGCCCCAUGGGCGUCGGCGCCAUUUUCAUCUCGACGCUGGCUCGUCAUCACAUCCCUCACCCCGAGCCAGACGGCGACACGUCGCAGAUUGACCUGCUGCAGGAGACCAUUGUCCCCAUCGUGUCGUUCUUGGUCCUCGCGUCGGUAGUCACCCACGGUCUUUCCAUUCCGUUCUUUGUCUCCGGCCGUCGCGUGCAAAGCAUGACGUACACAUGGUCGCGCAACCCGUCGAUAGCUGGGGGCGAGGAGCCGGCCUGGACGACUCACACCACUCGCGUACAGCAGGGCGGCGAUGUUGUGGUCAACCGCGACGACGAGGAGGGCGAUAUCGGUUUGCAAGCACGCCACCGGAUCGCCCACGAGAAACUGAGCCGUGACAGCUCGGGUGAGAGCUCGGCGACACAGGCCAACUCGCCAGAAAAGGAUCUAGAGUCUCCACCCGAGGUACCCGCAGGCGUCCCCCCGCACGCAGCGUAUCGCGAAGGGCAUGACCUCGUAACUGAGCAUGCGCCGCCUGGUGAGCGUGAGGUGCAAGUCAACGUCGAGCACGGCGUGUUCAGGACAGCCGAGGAGAAGAAGGCGUUUGACGCCAAGGGCGAGAUCCCCGCUCACGCCUUCGAGCGCGUCUCGGGAACCGGAGCGCCUCUGGAACGCAUCACCACUUCGGACAGCCACUCGACCAACGCCAUGUCUGAUGCGGGGGACAGCGACGGCGACGGCUUCCGCCGGCGUCCGUACCACUGGCACGCAUCGACUCCGCCCGCCGUCAUCACGCAAACGGCGUCGACGCGCUCGGACCGCGACCCAGCGGACGCGCCCACGAAUCCGAUCCACUCGUACAUCUCCGCUGACCGGGUGAAGAAGAAGCAGCCCGAGGCGGGAUGGCGCCGUUUCCUGCGCACGCGCACAGGCGACUCGAGUAACUCGGCGCACUCGUGGGCUGAGGAGGGGCGGGCGGGCGAGCCGGCGUUCCUGCCCGCGCGCUCGCGCACGAAGGAGGCCGAGGGGCGGCGCCCGAGCCUCACGGAGCGCCUGGCGCCGUGGACGCGCGCGCAGACGCUCGAGCCGCAAGGUGGCAUACCUUUGACACGCACGAUUUCACGUGCGGUAUCCUUUGCGCCGAAUGCCGCGCCGUCGAGCGAGACGGCGCCCAGCAUGGCCAACUAUGGCUCGGCGGCACCGGGAUUCAAGAAGACCCCGAGCCUCGGCAUGUUCCGCUCGUCGAGUUUGCGGCCGGACGACGAGGACGAGGGGCAGGAGACGGACCACGGGGCAGCGUACAAGCGCGAGCCGUCGCUCGAGAUGUAUCGCACGCGCAGUGCGCGGCACGACGACGAUGAUGGGCCGAGCGUGACGUUUGAGGAGCCGAAGAAGUAGAUGAGAAAGCGGAGUGAUGUGUCUGGCCCGUAUAUGCAUUCAUUGCUUGGA
This is a messenger RNA of Cutaneotrichosporon oleaginosum, 2969 nucleotides long. RefSeq lists its product as uncharacterized. NCBI's taxonomy places the organism in Eukaryota, Fungi, Basidiomycota, Tremellomycetes, Trichosporonales, Trichosporonaceae. Gene Ontology annotation, molecular function: sodium:proton antiporter activity. Gene Ontology annotation, biological process: regulation of membrane potential; proton export across plasma membrane; intracellular potassium ion homeostasis. The record is from RefSeq and is a predicted model, not a curated record. Gene Ontology annotation, cellular component: plasma membrane.